Messenger RNA from Drosophila eugracilis, 840 nucleotides. Its product is annotated as general odorant-binding protein 67-like. Gene Ontology annotation, molecular function: odorant binding. The transcript has 3 exons. The record is from RefSeq and is a predicted model, not a curated record. Bases 89 to 727 code for a protein of 212 amino acids. NCBI's taxonomy places the organism in Eukaryota, Metazoa, Arthropoda, Insecta, Diptera, Drosophilidae.
UCUUAUUUUCCGCCGACCAGUGGGUUCUAUAAAUUGGGCACCCAGGUCGGUUAGGGCAUCAGUUUCAUUUUGAGCCGCCAAACUGAAAAUGCUUUCGAAAUCGCAACUAUUAGUGCUCGUCGUCGGGUUCUGUCUGAAUGCAGCCGUUUCGGGUGACGUGGACUGCAGCAAGCGGCCACCGUUUGUGAGUCCCAAGACCUGCUGUCCCAUGCCCGAAUUUGUGACUGCCGAGCUGAAGCAGAAGUGCGCAACUUUUGAUGUGACUCCGCCACCACCAGCGGAUGGGGAAGCUAGCGGAUCCUUUGAAGGCAGACGUCGCCAUCAUCAUCCUCAUCCGCCACCUUGCUUCUUCUCUUGCAUCUUCAACGAAACUGGUAUUUAUCAGAACCAAAAACUGGAUCAAGACAAGCUGAAGAGCUAUCUGCAGGUGGUGUUCAAGGACAGUUCCGAUCUGCAGACCACAGCCACACAGGCCUUCACCACCUGUGCCACCAAAGUUGUUGAGUUCGAGGCCAAUUUGCCUGCUCGUCCCGCUCCCUCACCACCACCUGGAAUGCCCAUCUGUCCUCAUGAUGCUGGUCAUCUAAUGGGUUGUGUGUUCCGUAAUCUCAUGAAGAAUUGCCCGGACUCGAUCCGUAAUGAUUCUCAAGAGUGCAACGACAUGAAGGAGUUCUUCACCAAGUGCAAGCCCCCACGUGGACCUCCCCCUUCCGCCGAAGAGAUGUAAGGCAAGCAUGGAACCCUUCCUGUCUGAUAAACCAAAAUGGAUAUAAAAAUACCUCCCCCAACUAGAACAUUCAAUAUUUUUUCAAUUUAAAGCAAUAAACAUUUUUAGCUCAA